Molecule: messenger RNA, 891 nt
Organism: Sorex fumeus (smoky shrew)
Lineage: Eukaryota; Metazoa; Chordata; Mammalia; Eulipotyphla; Soricidae
Product: galectin-9-like
Exons: 8
Coding region: 1-891 (296 amino acids)
Biological process (GO): positive regulation of gene expression; negative regulation of type II interferon production; negative regulation of CD4-positive, alpha-beta T cell proliferation
Cellular component (GO): nucleus; cytosol
Molecular function (GO): carbohydrate binding; galactoside binding
Source: RefSeq, a predicted model, not a curated record
AUGGCCAGCGGUGCGAUGCAGUUUCCUUACCUGAGUCCAGCUGUCCCCUUCCAAGGCUUCAUCCAAGGUGGGCUCCAAGAUGGCCUGAAAAUCACCAUCGCCGGAUAUGUUCUUAAUGUCUAUGGAGAAAACAGGUUCCACGUGAACCUUCAGAAUGGCGGCAGCGGCAAUGACGUGGCUUUCCACUUCAACCCUCGCUUUAAUGAAGGUCUUGUGGUCUGCAACACGAAGCAGAAUGGCUGCUGGGGGCCUGAGGAGAGGGAGAGGCGUAUGCCCUUCAGGAAGGGGAAUACCUUUGAGCUGUGCAUCCUGGUACGGAGCGCAAGUUUCACUGUGAAUGUGGAUGGAAACUUCUUCAACCAGUACUCACACCGCGUGCCCUUCCACCUCGUUGACACCAUCGCUGUGGCCGGCUGCGUGCAACUGUCCUAUAUCAACUUCGAAAGUUCCGUCGUUUCAGCUUUGGCAUACCCCGACACCAACCCAGUCUAUCCGAUGCCUUACUUCACCCUCAUCUCGGGAGGACUCUCCCCGUCCAAAAACAUCUUCAUUUCAGGCAUUGUCCCACACAAUUCUAACAGCUUCUACAUCAGCCUGCGCUCGGGGAAUGACAUCGCCUUCCACAUGUGCGCCCAGCUGCUCGAGAACACCGUAGUGCGGAACACGCAGAUCUAUAGUUCCUGGGGACUGCAGGAGUGCAGUCUGCUCGGCCCCAUGCCCUUCGUCCGUGGCCAGGGCUUCCAAGUGCGGAUCCUAUGUGAGAACCAUUGUCUCAAGGUGGCGGUGAACGGCCAGCACCUGUUUGAGUACAAACACCGCAUGGCGUAUUUGCCUGGCAUCAACAACCUGGAAGUCGGGGGUGAUGUCCAACUGAGCCAUGUGCAAACAUAA